Messenger RNA from Racocetra persica, 372 nucleotides. The record is from the annotation of a GenBank genome assembly. Lineage: Eukaryota; Fungi; Glomeromycota; Glomeromycetes; Diversisporales; Gigasporaceae.
AUGGGACAUUCUAUUCCGCAUUCUAAUCCUUCAUUAUUUAACAAUAUGACUUCACCAAAAUAUCUUUUUCAUGGAGGUUUCAAUGCUAAACCUUCAACUAAAGAAGAAAAUCGUUAUCAAUGCCCUUAUUGUAUAAAAAGAUUUUCUCGUCCUAGUUCUCUUAAAAUUCAUAUUAAUUCGCAUACCGGUGAAAAACCAUUUGUUUGUACAGAACCGGGUUGUGGUCGAAGAUUUUCGGUCCACAGUAAUAUGCGUAGACAUUUAAGAGUUCAUAGAAUAGGAAAACCUAUUAAGAAAGCUUAUAAUGAUCGUGAUAAUAAGGGUUACAAUAUUUGGAAUCCUACUCCGAUUGUUCAUGGUGAUUAUCCGUAG